AUGGCUGCCUUCUGUAGGGGCAGACACCGGUGGAAAAGGACUAGCUGUUUGCAUGUUUUGACAAGAAACCUGACAGGAAAGUAUGACUACGACCUGGUGGUUAUUGGUGGUGGAUCCGGAGGCCUUGCAUGUUCCAAAGAAGCGGCACAGCUGGGACAGAGAGUUGCUGUUUUAGAUUAUGUGGAGCCAUCUGUUAAAGGUACCAAGUGGGGUCUUGGUGGGACAUGUGUCAACGUUGGCUGCAUUCCUAAGAAGCUCAUGCACCAGGCUGCUCUGCUCGGCGCUGCCGUCAAAGACUCCAGGAAGUACGGCUGGCAGAUCUCUGAGCCAGUCUGCCAUGACUGGGCCACCAUGGCAGAGGCUGUUCAAAACCACGUCAGGUCUCUGAACUGGGGUCACAGAGUUCAGCUGCAGGACAAGAAGGUGAAGUAUUUGAACAUCAAAGGGAGCCUGGUGGAUGAACAUACUGUGAAAGGACUGACUAAAGCAGGGAAAGAGACGGUCCUGACUGCCAAGAACAUUGUGAUCGCCACAGGGGGAAGACCCAAGUACCCCGCAAAUAUCCCCGGAGCAGUGGAGCACGGCAUCACCAGUGACGACAUCUUCUGGCUGAAAAAGUCACCUGGGAAAACGCUUGUGGUUGGAGCCAGCUAUGUUGCUCUGGAGUGUGCAGGCUUCCUCACAGGCAUUGGCUUGGAUGCCACAGUGAUGGUUCGCAGCAUCGCCCUCCGGGGGUUUGAUCAGCAAAUGGCAGGUCUAGUGACAGACUACAUGGAGGCAUACGGGACCAAGUUUGCAUGGAAGGGUGUCCCAAAGAGAGUGGACAAACUCUCCACAGGAGCCCUGCAGGUGACCUGGACUGACACUCACACGGGCAACGAACACAAGGACACCUUCGACUCUGUGUUAUGGGCAGUUGGCAGAGCCCCUGAAACCAGAACCCUGGGCCUGGACAAGCUUGGUGUGAAACUCAACAAGGAGACGGGGAAAAUAGUUGUGGGCGCUGACGAAUCCACCUCGGUGCCAAACAUCUAUGCUUUCGGCGACAUUGGCGAGGGUCGUCCUGAAUUGACCCCAACAGCCAUUAAAGCAGGAAAGCUUCUUGCCCGCAGACUGGCUGGUCAGAGCACUGAGCUCAUGAACUACGACAAUGUACCCACCACAGUGUUCACCCCCCUCGAGUACGGCUGUGUGGGUCUAUCUGAGGAAGAGGCUGAGAAGAGGCACGGAAAAGACGGCAUAGAGGUCUACCAUGCUUUCUACAAGCCUCUGGAAUUCACUGUCGCAGAGCGCGAUGCCAGCCAGUGUUACUUGAAGGUGGUAUGUGAGCGAGGUGGAGACCAGAAGAUCCUGGGUCUGCACUUCACUGGUCCAAACGCUGGAGAAGUCACACAGGGCUUUGCUUUGGGCUUCCAGUGCGGAGCCACGUAUUCUCACCUGCUGCAGACAGUAGGCAUCCACCCUACCUGUGCUGAGGAGGUGAUCAAGGUCAACAUCACAAAGCGCUCCGGCUUGGACGCCACAGUCACCGGCUGCUGAGGUUAAGCACCUCGGUCUGAACACUAGUGAGCACACAGGAAAGAACUUAGCCUGGGUUUUCUCUGCUCUUUCUCCUUGUCCCUCUCCUCGCUGCACCUCCUCUGCAACAGGCCCUCUUCAUAAGCCAGUCCAGGUCAUCACUGGGUGCCCAGGUUAGUGUCACUGACAGCUCAUGUGACAACCAAGGCUGUGAUUAUGCCAUAUGCAUGGAGGUUGUGAGUGUAUGCUGUGAAAGCACAGGGCCAUAGAUCAGGUUAGUGAGAGCUCUGGCCGCAGUGCGAGCGUCUUUUAAAUAAACAGGCUCAUCAAUCAGGAUUAAGGCCCGCGCUCAGGGUUUUGUUGAAACCGUACGAGAACCGCGGACCGAGCCCGAACGUUUUUCUGAAUAAAUAUUCUGCAAAUAUUGUUGUUUCUCCGGCUGUACUUCCUGUCCAUUAGUCUUGGAGGUGACACAUACCAUACACCCCCACAAACCCUCUCCAUGACACUGAUGGAUAGCCCCCGGGCCGUCGCCGCAGCGACACCGCCCCAUUUCCCAUGGACACACACAAACAGUCGGUGGGCUGCCUGUCAGUCAGCCAGCGAAGACCCGGCCAGGGGGCCCCGGCUUGUUUAGGGCCUACCAGACCCCUUCCCUUUCCUCCCAUGCCCUACUCCGUCCCAAUGCAUGAAAUAAUACAGUGGGACUACAACCGUGCUGUCAAAAGCACAGCUUUGGCACAGGGCAGCCCUGCCCAUUGAUAACAGCACUCUGAGAGCUCUGCUGUAGCCGCACUACUCAGCCUCACCCAAAGGUGGCACUAUUGCCCUCCAAUUCUCCCUUUUUUCUGAGCUAAGAAUGGAAGACAGGAUAAAGUAGUCACUGGAUAAAACAUAAGCCUGAAUACUUUCAGGUUGCACAUUUAAUCCGUUUAAUCCCUAUAAAAGAUAUGUGCUUUUGGAAGAAGUUUGACAGCAGACUGGCUUUAUUGGUGCCAAACUGAUAAGGGUUAUCUGUUGUGUAUUUACAUGGAUGGCAGGUUAGGGCUAAAGAGUCAUCACCCCUGAAGAUAAGGCAAGUUGUUUAUAUCAAUAAAGCAGUAAUAGACCCCCACGGUUUGCCAAAGUGCCCAAAUGUUCAAUCUGCUGGCUGUACUGGACAUCUUGGGCUUAUUAAGCAGAGGUUGAGAGAGGAGGACUGUCAAUAAAGUGGGUUGCUACAGAAAUCGGAGGCUGCUGGUGUAGUUUAUUUUUAUUUGAAGUCUAAUCUGCCCAGUCUGAUUAAUGAUUUCGAUGAGGGGAGUGACAGUGUGCCAGGACAUGGAGAGAGGAGAAAGAGAGAGAGAGGUACCAGGUUUAUUUGGACCUGGGCCAGAGGGGAGAGCGAGAGAGCUGAGUUUCAGCCCUGGUUAGGGAGGGAAGGGGGAUUCCUGUGUGCUCUGUUCAGGGCCGAGGUGCUGACUGAAGGACCCUGACCUCCGCUCAGCGGGAACAGCUUGACUCUAUCACUCGGAGCACAGAGGGCUCACAUGCUGCAGCGCUGCACGGCAGGGGCCUGGGGGGCACGGGGUGGAGGGGCGGCGGUAGGAUGGCCAGGGGACGGACAGAGCCAACCAGCCAGCCAACCGCCACAACACUGAGCGGUAGCGGCGUGUUUGCCCAGGGUAAUUGAGUCUAUGUUCCUGUGCUUAACGAGCCACUUCAGAGACCUCAGGGUGGGCCCGAGGCAACGUGAGGGAAGCUAUCGAGGCCAUCAGUGUAACAGUAAUGUCUGUUUGCUUUUUACACUCUACUCCCUUUCUGCUUUAUUAUUGUAUACACAGUACAGCUGCUCACACGCACAAAAUCAAAUAGUAUUUAAUUUUAUUUUGUCUACCUUGAAUGAUAUCUGUUCAUUGUUGUUGAUCCGUCACUCCAGGCCCAAGUCUUGCCCAGUUCGCCUCAGCUGUGCCCCACAAGGGGUCAGGGUUCAACUUUCAGGUCGACCAGCUAAUGAUAACCUGCGCUAAAACCCAAAACUGGGGAGUGCAGGCCUGAUGUCACCUGGCCGCCAACUUUAGUAGUUGUAAAUAGAGAAGUGUAAUUUUCCAUUAAAGCUUUGUUAUACAUAAUUUAUAUGUAAAGUAGUGACAUAUUGGAAUGCACAGUGUCACCAUUAAAGUAAUGA
Messenger RNA from Chelmon rostratus (copperband butterflyfish), 3685 nucleotides. RefSeq names its product thioredoxin reductase 2, tandem duplicate 2 (gene txnrd2.2). Gene Ontology annotation, biological process: cellular response to oxidative stress; glutathione metabolic process; cell redox homeostasis. The transcript has 17 exons. Gene Ontology annotation, molecular function: thioredoxin-disulfide reductase (NADPH) activity; flavin adenine dinucleotide binding; glutathione-disulfide reductase (NADPH) activity. Gene Ontology annotation, cellular component: mitochondrion; cytosol. The record is from RefSeq and is a predicted model, not a curated record. Lineage: Eukaryota; Metazoa; Chordata; Actinopteri; Chaetodontiformes; Chaetodontidae. The coding region runs from base 1 to 1539 and encodes 512 amino acids.